AUGUCUUCUAAUAAUUAUCAAUUUGGUGAAUUAAGUUCUACUAUUAUUAUUGAUAAUGAUAAUAGUUCUAUUAUGAAUGAUUCUGACAAUGAAAUUAUCAGUAAUUUUGAUUCUGAUAAUGAAACUAUUAGUGAUUUUGAUACUAAUAGUAAUCCUGAAUCUACAGUUUUUUCUAAUAUGUAUAAUUGUAUUCUUACUCAUUCAACAAUUUCUUUUCCUUUAAUAAUUAGAAAUGGUGAUUCUUAUACUUUAUUACAAUAUAUCCAAACUUUUCUGAAUCCUGCUUCACAAAAUAAUGCUUCUUUAUCUGAAAUUAAAACUGCUUUACAUAGUUCAAUUAUUAAUUAUAAUAAUGAUGGUUCUCAAUCUUUUCCACAAAUUGAUUUUAGUCAAUUUAAAAUGAUUUCAUCAAAUCAAAUUUCUUAUAAAUUUGAUAUUGAUUCUUUUUUAUUAAAUACUUUUAGUUUAGAUAUUAUUACAAAACCAAUUCAAUUUUUUCCAUUUACAAAUCGUAUAUGGAAUUUAAACCAUCAUAAUCAUGAAUAUAUAGAUAUUUAUGAUCAAAAUAACCAAAAAAAAAAAAUUAAAAUGAUAAAUAUUCCUCAUUUUCAAUUUGCUCAAUUUGGUGAUUGUAGUGUUUUUAAAAUUUUGAUAUUUUUUCCUAAAAUGUAUAUUCCUGGUUCAAAAAAACAAAAUUUUUUAACUAAUAAUGAUUUAUCUAUUUGGUAUGAUCAAAUUUUUUUACCUUCAUUAAAAGAAAUUAAUUGUCCAAUAGAUAUUUUACAUCAUUAUCCACCUACUUUUAAUGCUUAUUAUCUUAAAUCAAAAAAAGAUAAUGGUACUUGUUUUAAUUCAUCAUAUCCUCUUCCUCAAAUUUAUUUAUCAAAUCUUUCUAAUACAAUAUAUACAAAAAUUAAUUCAACUCCUAAUUUAUCAAAAUUUCAAAAUUAUUUCUAUCAUAUUUAUUCAAAAAAUAUCAAACUUUAUACAAAAUUUAAUAAUUUAGUUGAUAUUUAUGAUAUUCCUUUAAGUUUUAUUUAUUCAAAUUUCUCUUUAAAUAAUACUAAUUGGAAAAACAAUACUAAAAUUGAUUUAGGUAUUGAAUUUAUUUCAAAUAAUAUUUCUUCUUUUAAUUCUAUUUAUUGGUCAAGAAAUUCUGCAAUAAAUCUUUUACAAGGAAUUGGUAUUACCUUUUCUACUGAUACUACAACUUCAAGAAUUGAUAAUUGGGCUCAUACUUAUGAUAUUUGUGGAGUUGCUGGUGAAGCUAAAAUAACUGGAUAUCAAAAUGGAAUUUAUUAUGCUCAAGCAUAUCAUAUAGAAAAAGAAGCAUUUUCAAGUUUAACUGAUACUCUUUUAAAAAAAUUAACUGAAGAUGAUGCUAUACGAUAUCCUCAAAAAAUUCAAGAAGCCUGUAAUAGUUCAAUUAGUAUAUUAAAUGAAAUUACUAAUACUAAUUAUGGUGCAAGAUUAGAAUAUAGAAUUAAGUUUGAAUAUAUACAUCAAAUUUUAAAUAUAAUUAUAAACAAAUUACCUAAAUUUCUUGAAACAAAUCCUUUUUAUAUUAUACCAACUGAGCUUAUAUCAAAAUUUAAAAUUGCAAAACUCAAAACAUUUUUAAAUACAUACAAUCUUUCUCUUAAUUCUUUAUCACAACCACUUUCUCUAAAUCAAAAAUAUUUUAGAAUUUGCUUACUUAUUUUAAUGAAAACUAUUAAUCAAAGUUUUGAAACAAUACCUUUUAUUAAAAAAUACUUUGGUGAUUCAAAUUCAAAUAAUCCAAAUAAUAUUGGGACUUUAGAAAUCUUUGAAAUAAUGAAAAAAUCAAAUACAAUUUGGUUAUUACCUGAAAUUUUUGAUAUUGAACAAUGUAUUAUUCAUAUUAAUUUUCAAAAUAAUCAACAACUAUCAAUUCCUAUUGAAUCUUUAUCUUUAGAUGAUCCUGAACUUGAAAUACAAAUUAGAAAUUAUAUAAAUUUAAUUUUACUUAAAUCUAUAAAUAAUUGUGAUAAUGAAAUGGAAUUAUUAGCUGAUAAAAUCUGGUCUUUAUUUAUUGAAGAUUGUAUUAGAGCAAUACCUAAAAAAUAUAAACAACAAGAAUUUAUUUCCUUGGAAUUAAAUAUUAAUACUUUAAAUAUAUAUAUAAAAGAUUCUAAAUAUGAAAUUCUUACUUUGGAUCAAUGUAUCCAAAAUAAUACUAAAGAUUUAAGAUUUAAUAUGUAUUUUAAUCAUACAAAAAAUCUUAAACAAGGUCAAGGAUGGUCUAAAUUAAAAUAUUUAAAAUGUUAUAUAAAUACUUAUUUUUAUUUUAAUGAUGAUAGAUAUUUUAAUAACUUAAAAUCUAAAUUAUAUAAAAGAUUUCAAGAACAAGAAAUCUUUCCUUUGUCACAGGAAUUUGGAAAAUUUUGUUAUGCUAGAGAUUCUACAAUUAAAUUUCUUAAAAUGUAA
This is a messenger RNA of Cetraspora pellucida, 2448 nucleotides long. The record is from the annotation of a GenBank genome assembly. Lineage: Eukaryota; Fungi; Glomeromycota; Glomeromycetes; Diversisporales; Gigasporaceae.